This is a messenger RNA of Coniophora puteana RWD-64-598 SS2, 2981 nucleotides long. Its product is annotated as COG4-domain-containing protein. The record is from RefSeq and is a predicted model, not a curated record. Lineage: Eukaryota; Fungi; Basidiomycota; Agaricomycetes; Boletales; Coniophoraceae. Bases 1 to 2241 code for a protein of 746 amino acids. The transcript has 15 exons.
AUGAGCAUAGACAACGCGAGAGGCGAAGAUGUCGACCCAGUCCACGACGAUGCCCAGCUAUCACGCAAGGACCCGCGAACACUAACAAAUCUCAACGAGAUCCUUGAUCAUCUCUCCGCUCUCCAGUCGGAAGAGACUGACCUGUCAAACUCGCUCUCUGACCUCCUCUCUCGCCGCGACUUGAUCACCGACUCUCUCUCCAAGCUUGAGGCAGUCGCUCCCAGGCUCGAUGACCUCCGCUCAGAAUCUCAUCAGCUCUCGGCACAGGUCUUGGCGACAAGCAGAAUUGCAGAUCGCGUCGGUGGACGCGUCCGUUCCAUCGACGAGGAGAUGAAGCGCGUCACCGAGGCGGCCGACCAUAUCGGCCAAGUCAUGGAACUCAAGUCGUCUCUGGCCCAGCUGCAGUCCUGUAUCGAGAGCCGUGACUGGGAGUCGGCUACACGACACUGCGCUCGCGCCAUGGUGGUGCACACUGAAGUCAUAUCAGGUCGGUUUGCAGAGAGCGCUAUACCAACCUCGGAGAACCCACUUCCCCCGGUGCAAAGCUUGCAGGCUGCCAGGGAUCAGCUUCUGGCCAUAUUCAAGCACCACUUCGAAGAAGCUUCUCGUGCCCGCGAUGCUGCCGCCACCAGCCGUUUCUUCAAACUGUUCCCUGUCGUGGGAUGGGAAGCUGAGGGAUUAGAAGCCUACGCAUCAUUUGCCGUCGACCUUGUUCGUGUCCGAGCUCCAUCGUCAGCCAAAACCUCAUCUUCCUUAUACUAUGUGACAUCUAUCACUGCGUUAUUUGAGAAUGUAGCUAUGAUUGUUGACCAACAUCGGCCAAUAGUCGAGAAGUACUAUGGUUCUGGCAAGAUGGUCCCGGUCAUUCGGCGUCUGCUCGAAGAAUGCGACCGCGUACUGAAGAAAGCUAUCGCUGGUUGGAAGGAGGACAGGCUAAUUGACAGAAAGUUGUCAGAAAUUUCAAACUCUCCAUUAGCGCUCGGAGGUCGCCGUCAGAUAUCCCAGACAGAGGAGGACUACGAUCCCCGGGAUAUAGACAAAAUCCUAUAUGAAACUGCGGGCAUGAAUGCUCGAUGGAGCCUUUUCCGCAAGUUCUUAGCCGAGGAACUUCAGGCACAGAGUCAAGAUGGGGGGGCCGAUCAAGCUGAAAGGGAGGUCAAACCGAGUGCUGAAAGCUCGCUGCUUUCCCUCGUCGAGCAAACGGAUGCAUGCCAUUUCUUCGAGGAGCUCAUGACAACUUGCUAUGUUCCGAUGGAGGUCUGGUACACUCGUACUAUUAUUGACAAGGCGCAUCGAUUAUCCAGUCCCGAACUAUCUCAACCAGUUACAACGACAACUCCAGACGACGUGUUUUACAUCCUCAAAACCGUCUACAAUCGUGUCAUCUCGACAGGGUCUGCCAAAACUGUGACACGGAUGACGAAUCUUUUGAAGGAUGUGAUGGAGAAGGAUUACUCUGGUACUAUCAAGGGCAAGUUGGAUGAUGUCUACCGGUCAUCAGGAGGGACCGUUAAUUCAACGCGUGGCGAGAAGGGCGAACAAGGGAGCAGGAAUACAUUCAUCAUGUUGCUGAAUGAUCUUGACGUAUCCUGUUCUCACAUGGAAAGACUUGUCAAAGAUAUGAGCAAUCAUCCAUCAAUAUCCCAGCUCUUCUUGGAUGUCGAAAUAGAGGGAUUGAAAAAAACAAUCUUGAGUCUGAACACUGUGGUUCCGAAGUUCAGAUGGACCAUCAAGAGCGGCAUCGAGCAACUCUUUAAUCAGCUCAUGCGCCCAAAACUGCGGACAUUGAUUCCUGAUGUCUACAGGGACGUGUCUUAUGUCUUGGAUGAAGACUCAUACUCUGCUGCAGAAUACCAGGAUGCUGUUAGAAAGCGGUUUGUGAAAAGCUGGGAAGGCUUGACUGAAGGCUACAAGGAUACGUUCACAGACAGCAAUUACAAGCAGCUCUUCAGUCAAGCGCUUGACGUCAUCCUUCGUCCUUGGGAGAAAUACAUUCUUACUCUACGCUUCUCGGAGCUAGGUGCUAUACGGUUUGAUCGAGACCUUCGUUCUGUCGUCGGCUAUCUUUCGUCGCAAACCUUGUUUGGAGACAUCAGAGGGAAGUUUGUUCGCCUACAACAGAUAUCGACACUUCUGAACUUGGAUCCUGAGGAAGACGUUGAGGAAUUCUACAGUGGAUCUGGGGUGUCUUGGGUCCUAACUGCACAAGAAGCCAGGAGUAUCGUGAAUUUAAAAGUGUAAAGUAAGCAGAGCGAAUGGGAAGGAUAAUCAACUCAAGUAUACAGGAUAUCGUGUACAUGGCACGUGAAGAGAUUGCGUUACCCUCUUCUAAGAGCAUCGAGCCUUGCUUGAAGAGCAUCCUCGUCUGAGAGGCCGCCACCACCCGUACCGCCAUCUAUGUCAUCACCUUUUGGUGCAGGCCCGCCUCCUCCUAUAGAUUCGCCUACGACGACAGCCUGUCGACUUGCUACAGGUUGAGAGGCAGCAAGGCCCGUUGGGGCAUCGGUCAACUGUUGUGACAAGCCGACACCGAUUUCAUCAAGCACCUCUUUGAGGAUCUUAUCACCUUCUUCCUCUUCGUCCUCCUCUGGGUCCUCCAUCACAUCGUCGACAGCGUCUGACAUCAUCUCUUCUUUCAUGUCCAUCAUCGAACUCUCUUUCUCAAAUUCGUUCAUGAUCCUUUGGAUUGAUGGGAGGUUCAGACCACGGUUCAUAGAUGCCAUUGCACGAGUUGCGCCACGCAUGGCAUCGGCCAUCUGCUGGUUGCUCCUCAAGGUCUGUAUUCUAAGACUGACAGCCUGGAGCUGAGUGCGCAUUUGAUAGAAUUUCUGAACGUAGCGACGCGUGCGGACGAGGUCCUUGGCCAUGACUUUACAUGCAUUCAUCUGGCCGGCUUUGGCACUCUUCUUGAUGUCCGCAACGAGUCUCUUCUCUUGGGACUCGAGUUUUGUCCGUUCGCGAUCGAGCUCACGCUGUGCCUU